Grus americana (Whooping crane) is the source of this 1987-nucleotide messenger RNA. RefSeq names its product sideroflexin 3 (gene SFXN3). NCBI's taxonomy places the organism in Eukaryota, Metazoa, Chordata, Aves, Gruiformes, Gruidae. The record is from RefSeq and is a predicted model, not a curated record. The transcript is spliced from 11 exons. Gene Ontology annotation, cellular component: mitochondrial inner membrane. Gene Ontology annotation, biological process: serine import into mitochondrion; monoatomic ion transport. Gene Ontology annotation, molecular function: monoatomic ion transmembrane transporter activity. Bases 121 to 1089 code for a protein of 322 amino acids.
CCGGCCUCCCCCCGCCGCGGGGCCGCCCCCCCCCGUGACGAGGCCGGACGUCAGCGCGCCGGGCGGGAGCGGGGCGGUGGCGGCGGCGCGGGCACGGCGGGCGCUGCCCGGGAAGCCAAGAUGCCACCGUCCCUCCCUGCCACCAUCAACAUCCGGGAGCCCCGCUGGGACCAGAGCACCUUCCAGGGCCGGGCCAAGCACUUCUUCAUGGUGACCGACCCCCGGAACCUGCUGCUCUCGGGGACCACGCUGGAGGAGGCCCGCCGGGUGGUGGAAGAAUACAGGGCGGGCACGGUACCCCCAGGUCUAACGGAGGACCAGCUGUGGCGGGCAAAGUACAUUUAUGACUCGGCUUUCCAUCCUGACACGGGCGAGAAGAUGCUCCUCGUGGGACGCAUGUCUGCCCAGGUCCCCAUGAACAUGACGAUCACUGGUUGCAUGUUGACCUUCUACAGGACCACGCCGGCCGUGCUGUUCUGGCAGUGGGUCAACCAGUCCUUCAACGCCAUCGUCAACUACACCAACCGCAGCGGGGAUGCACCCAUCACCCCCACCCAGUUGGGGACAGCCUAUGUGAGUGCGACCACGGGGGCAGUUGUCACAGCGCUGGGGCUCAAAUCUCUCACCAAGCACUUGCCAGCCAUCAUCGGCCGGUACGUGCCUUUCGCAGCCGUGGCUGCUGCCAACUGCAUCAACAUCCCACUGAUGAGGCAGAGAGAGCUCAAGCUGGGGAUCCCCGUCACGGAUGAGAAUGGGAACCGUCUAGGAGAGUCCACAGCUGCAGCGCAGAAGGCCAUUUUCCAGGUGGUGGUGUCCCGCAUCGGCAUGGCAGCCCCUGCCAUGGCCAUCCCGCCAGUGAUCAUGAACGCCCUGGAGAAGAGAGCUUUCCUGAAGCGGUACCCGUACCUGAACGCUCCUCUGCAGGUCGGCCUGGUGGGACUCUGCUUGGUGUUCGCAACCCCGCUGUGCUGCGCGCUCUUCCCGCAGAAAAGCUCGAUGCCCGUGAGCCGUCUGGAGCCUGAAGUUCAAGCUCGGAUCCGGGAGAAAGACCCACAGCUGGAGACCAUCUACUUCAACAAAGGGCUCUGAACAGGGGUCCUGGGGCAGCUGAGAUGCGUGCUGCGGAGCCACCAGGCCAGCGCAUCGCUGAGCUUUGCCCCUCAGAUCCCUUCGGGGCUGAUGCCGCUUUCCCUUGGCUGUCGUGUGUCCGUAGGUUCCAGGCACUCAGCCCCGCUUCCCGGGAUGCCUGCAGCCAUGCAGCACUGCUCUGCGCCAAACCCUGUCCCCACACCUGGGCUUAGCCCUGCUCCGGGGACCUCCUGGCUGGCACCCCUGUGUGUUUCUCCUGUGCUCACCCUGCGUGUGCCCAUAGCUGUGUGCAGUGCACGGGGGAGCGUAGGCAGUGGCACCAGGGACCUUGCGAUGUGGGGUGGGGAAGAAAAUGGUGCUCCUUAGCUCUAGGCAGACAAUCAUGGUGUUUGAGGGUUGAACCUGUCUGCAGGCACCCCACAUUCCCCAGUGGUUCAUCAGCUGGUGCCUGGGGAUGGCAGAGCAGCUUUCGGAGAAGAAAACGCCCCGUACCCAAAAUAGCCGUGGGUGAGUGAUUUCAAGCGCACACAGCAGCUCAAACCCAGGAAGGGCUCUCCCAGCCCGGAUGUGUGCUCUCAGCUCACCCUCUGCUCUCCUCUGGGCUGCUCCAGGGAUUUAAUCUGGCUUUCUGCUCCUUCCAUCUCCAGAGCAAAUGACACAUUUUAAUCCCAGCAGAGCGUCCCCCUUUUUAUUCUCAUUUUAAUGCCAUCUCUCUUCAGGGCUGGGCUCCCCCCAGGGGGUCACUCUACCCCUCCUGGAGUGCUUGCUUUCAGGUGGACCUUCUCAAAUAGCUUUAAGUGCACUGUGGUUUCCUCUAGUUAUUUUUGAUAUACAUAUAAUGUACCUAUAUAUACCAAAUAAUAAAGGCAGGUUGUUUAUAAUAAACCAAAAGCAAAGA